Messenger RNA from Aspergillus fijiensis CBS 313.89, 2445 nucleotides. RefSeq names its product FAD-dependent oxidoreductase. NCBI's taxonomy places the organism in Eukaryota, Fungi, Ascomycota, Eurotiomycetes, Eurotiales, Aspergillaceae. The transcript has 5 exons. Bases 1 to 2445 code for a protein of 814 amino acids. Gene Ontology annotation, molecular function: FAD binding. The record is from RefSeq and is a predicted model, not a curated record.
AUGACAGACUCCCAGCUCUCGAAACCACGAUUCCGCGUGGUGAUUGUCGGCGGGUCCAUCGCAGGCCUGACCCUUGCCCACUGCCUACUUCGACAACAGGUGGAAUUCGUCGUCUUGGAGGCCCAUGAGGAGAUUGCACCGCAGGUCGGUGCUUCUAUCGGAAUCAUUCCAAAUGGUGCGCGCAUCUUGGACCAGUUGGGAGUUUUCGACGACAUCAUAGAGGCUACAGAGCCCCUUCGUGACUCCUACUUCUGGAAAGAGAAUGGCUCGCUUAUCACCAAGAACAACGCCCCGAAAAUCAUCCAUGACCGACAUGGCUACCCCAUUGCGUUUGUGGAUCGUCAAGUCGCACUCGAAGCUCUUUACAAGCAUCUUGGACAAUCGCAGGCUCAUGUAUUCACUGGGAAAAAAGUCGUCCAAGUCGAACAUGUUGCCGAUGGAGUGAAGGUGCACUGCGCAGACCAGUCGGUCUAUGAGGGUGAUCUUGUUGUCGGGGCCGACGGGGUAAGAAGCACGGUGCGACGGCAAAUGUGGGACUACAUGGAGUCAAUUGGGCUGAAGAAGGAGGCACUGAAGGAAAGAGAAACAAUGACGUCCGAGUACAGCUGUGUGUUUGGCAUCUCGACAUCGACUCCAGGGUUAAUCCCGGGGACCAGUCAUCGAACUUUCGGCGAGGGGUGGUCGGCCCUGACUAUCGUCGGAAAGGAGGGCCGGGUGUUCUGGUUCUUUUUCAAAAAGUUGGACCAGAAAUACUCUGCCUCGCACAUCCCACGCUUCGAUCAAACCAUGAUUGACCAAUAUGUCGACCCCUACCUACAGAAGCCGAUCACUGAUAAUGUACCUUUUGCCGAGGUAUACAAGAGGGCAAUAACCCGGACUUUGUUGCCAUUGGAAGAGGCCUCCUAUAGCCGCUGGGCCAUCGACCGGUGGGUUUGUAUCGGAGAUGCAGCGCAUAAGAUGACUCCGAACUUGGGUCAGGGUGGUAACAGCGCAAUUGAAAGUGCAGCCGCGCUUGCGAAUAGUCUUGCUAGCUUGCUUCAAGCCUCCCAUGAGUCGAGCCCCGCUGUAGAGGAGCUGAAUAAAUGCUUGCAAUCCUGGCAAGAAAAGCGGCGACCUCGCGUGCAAGCCAUCUUUAAGUCAGCCUACAGCCUCACGCGAUUAGAAGCACUGAGUACACUCAAAAGCAAGGCCAUAGCACAUUAUUUAAUGCCAUAUCUCGAGCACUACCUGGUCGACAAAUCAUCUCGAACCUUCGUGGGGGCGACAAAGAUUGAUUACCUACCACCACCGGCCAAGUCCCUAGCGGGUACGAUGCCGUUUACUGACUGUCGACCCGUGCCGGACUCCACAAUUGGGGAACGGGCACUUUGGACGCUGCCACUAUUGGGCAUCUCCGCCUUCAGUAAGACAGCCGUGGAAUCAAUGCUCUCACCCCUUAGAUCACAUCUGGUUCUGAUGUUGGAUAACGGAACCUGGACUGCUGCGAGUGGCGAAGUUAUGGAUCUAAACACAUCUUUUUAUUAUAACCGCUUCUUUGACAAGCUGAUGCGGCCGCUGAUUACUUGUUUCCUACCUUCAAUCACCGGAUCAGACCCGCGCUCACGCAUCCAGAUGUUAUCGUUCAUGACGGACCUGGGACCGGUCUAUGGAAUCUGGUUGCUGGAGAGCUACCGCAAUUUGCACUCAUGGCACCAAGUAAUUCUACCCAUGGCAGCAGGUAGCAUACUUCAAUUGGUGGGCAUCUGGAAAGUUGCCCCUCUCUACCUCGCGUUGGAAUAUCUCUGCACGCCCCUGUCCACACUGCUUGCGGGCGAGAACAGAAAGAUAAAUUGUGGCCUCACUGGGUCUUUGGUUUUCUCCACCCUGGCAGGAUACCACUCGAUCACAUAUGCCAAUUUCUUCGCCCCAACCCUCAAGUUACGCCAGUGGUACAAUGCUCUUUGGCAGGCUUUCCCGCUGACGACUCCCCUCCUUCAGGGCACCAUCCUGCUUGCGGCCCGCGUGCUCAACAGACCGUCCCCGAAGUUACGGGAUGUCCAGCAUAAGCCACAGAGAAACGAACUGCAAUACAUCCGGUGGGCAUACGGUACCUUCGCCCUAGUCUCCGGGCUCACCUUUGUUUACGGCCGGAUGACGGCCCCACGGGAUGAUUCCUUUAGUAGCAUCUUCCUGCCUGGUUUGCGAGAUGCUUCCGUCCCAGUGACGUCGUUCAGUGCCUGCAUCGCGCGCUUCUUGAAGUAUGAUGAGCUCGUCUCGAUGACGAGUGGGUUUGUAUGGCUGGCGCUGCGCUUCCGCGAGUUGAAGCAGGCUGGAGCUCAAUUUUCUUGGUGGAGAGCCGGUGGGGCAUUCGCAGGGUCACUUCUUACUCUUGGACCUGGAGCGACAUUUGCACUGGGUUGGGGUUGGCGCGAGGAGCUUUUGUAUCAGCCGCUUGGAGAGUCGUAG